Lagopus leucura (white-tailed ptarmigan) is the source of this 3257-nucleotide messenger RNA. It is a transcript of the gene ESYT3, whose product is annotated as extended synaptotagmin 3. Gene Ontology annotation, biological process: lipid transport. Bases 1 to 2544 code for a protein of 847 amino acids. Gene Ontology annotation, molecular function: lipid binding. NCBI's taxonomy places the organism in Eukaryota, Metazoa, Chordata, Aves, Galliformes, Phasianidae. The record is from RefSeq and is a predicted model, not a curated record. The transcript is spliced from 23 exons.
AUGGAUCCCGCCGCCUCCCGCCCAGCCGCCCCGCAGCGGGCGCUGCUCUCGUCCGCGGGUUGGGCGCUGCUGUGGCUCGGCCCCGUGUACCUGGCGGGGUACCUGGGGCUGAGCGGCAGCUGGCUGCUGCUAGGGCUGGCGCUGGCGCUGGGUUGGGCGCGCAACCGGCGGGGGAAGCGCGAGCGGCUGGCGGCCGCCUCGGUGCUGCUGGAGGACGAGCGGGAAGCGGUGCGGCGGGGCCUGGCCUCCCGGCACCUGCCGGCAUGGGUCCAUUUCCCUGAUGUUGAGCGAGUGGAGUGGUUGAACAAGGUCCUUGAACAGGCUUGGCCAUACUUUGGGACAAUCAUGGAAAAAACAUUUAAAGAAGUUGUGGAACCAAAAAUUAGAGCAAAGAGUGUACAUCUGAAAACAUGCACCUUUACCAAGAUCCAGUUUGGUGAGAAGUGCCCUAGAAUCAACGGAGUAAAAGUCUACACCAAAGAAAUUGACAGAAGACAAGUUAUCCUAGACCUGCAGAUAUGUUAUGUAGGAGACUGCGAGAUUCACAUGGACAUAUCGAAAUUUAAUCUUGGGGUGAAAGGUGUACAGUUGUAUGGGACUUUGCGAGUGAUACUGGAACCUCUUCUCACUGAUGCCCCUUUCAUUGGAGCAGUGACCUUGUUUUUUAUGCAGAAACCGCACUUGGAAUUCAACUGGGCAGGAAUGAGCAACCUCCUGGAUGUCCCAGGAAUUAAUGUAAUGUCUGACUCGCUGAUUCAAGAUUACAUUGCUGCACGGCUAGUUCUGCCAAACAGGAUCACGGUGCCUUUGAAGAAGAACAUGAGCAUUGCCCAGUUGAGGUUCCCUAUCCCACACGGAGUAAUAAGGGUUCAUCUGCUAGAAGCUGAAAACCUUGUUCAGAAAGAUAAUUUCCUUGGUGCAAUCAGGGGGAAGUCUGACCCAUACGCUCUUCUUCGGCUUGGCACGGUGCAGUAUCGAAGCAAGACAAUUUCCAGAGAUCUUAAUCCCAUUUGGAAUGAGACAUUUGAGUUUGUUGUUCAUGAAGUGCUUGGUCAGGACUUAGAAGUGGACUUGUAUGAUGCAGAUCCAGAUAAAGAUGACUUCAUGGGCAGCUUGCUUAUAAGCCUGCUGGAUAUAAAGAAUGACAAAACAGUUGAUGAGUGGUUUCCCUUAAGCAGGACAACAAGUGGACACUUGCACUUAAAGCUGGAAUGGCUUUCACUAGUAAAUGACCAAGAAAAGCUAUAUGAGGAUAAGAAGGGCCUGUCUACAGCAAUUCUGAUAGUCUACUUGGACAGCGCUUUCAACCUCCCAAAAAACCACUUCGAGUAUUCAAAUGGUGAAUGUGGAGCAAAGAAGAUAAAAAAUAACAAGUACCUCAAGAAGACAGAACGAGAACCUUCCUCCUUUGUCCUGCUCACAGUAGGAAGCAAGACUCAAAAAAGCAAGACCUGCAAUUUCAACAAAGAUCCCAAGUGGGGCCAGGCUUUCACCUUCUUUGUCCACAGUGCUCAUUCCCAAUCGCUGCAUGUUGAGAUAAAAGACAAGGAUCAGGAUAGUUGUCUGGGAACAUCAGUGGUAUGUCUCUCCCACUUACUUAAGGACCCAAACAUGACUCUGGAUCAGAGAUUUCAGUUGGACCAUUCCAGUUCAGACAGCUUCAUUAAAAUUAAACUUGUGCUGCGGGCCUUGAAUGUUGAGGAACCUGAUGCACAGAGAGUCCAGACUGGUGUCAGCGCCUUGAAGAAAGGUCCCAUGCAUGUCAUGGAGAAAGGUGGAAACCAGCAGGAGUUUGUCUCCCCACCAAAACCAGAAGUCUCAAAAGUACCUCCUGUGAGCAAAGACACUGCUGUGCGGGAAUCUCAGCCAAAAAAAGACAACAGUGAAGACCUGGACACAAGUAACAGUUCAGCAAUGCCUGCAGCAAGUGAAACUGUUGCCAGUCUUGAUGAGACAGAGAGUGACAAAGAUCUAGAGCAUCGUGUGCCAUCAGCAUUGCACACCAGGGCAGCAGUAGUGCCCACAUUGCCAGUUGUAGAAGAACUGAGGCUUGCACCCAGUGUUACUUCACUGGGUUCUCUGCCUUCCUCUUGCUUUGAACUCAGUAGCAGCAAUCUGGACCUUCAUAACGGGACAGAAAUGCCUCUGGGAGAGAUUCAGCUCACAGUGCGCUAUGCUUCCAUACGGCAGAGCCUUGUUGUGCUGGUGAAUGGCUGCAGAAACUUAAUACCCUCUUCCAAUCGUGGAGUGGAUCCAUAUGUCCGUAUAUAUCUGCUUCCAGAUAGAAGAUGGACAAGUAGGAAGAAGACUUCUGUUAAGAAAAAAACUCUGAACCCCCAGUAUGAUGAAAAGUUUGAAUUUUUUGAAUCUUUGGAAGAAGUCAAGAGAAGGACACUGGAUGUUGCAGUGAAAAACAGCAGGCCAUUCAUUUCACAGGAAAAAAAGGAGCUGGGAAAAGUGCGGAUUGAUUUGUCACAGGAGGAUUUAAUCAAGGGUUUUACACAGUGGUAUGAGCUGACAAGAAGUAGACGCAAGAAAAACUGAUUUCUUCUCAUGUACAUAAGUUAUUAAUUUUUAAGCUUUGUACUGACUGUACAUAUCUCUUUUGUAAUUGAAGUGUUUUGAAACAUUCACUGCAAACUUGAAGCCAUCUGCUGCUCAGGACAUGUGCCCUGAAUGAUCCUACUGACAUGAGUUCUCAAUGAAGUAAAACAAAAAGAAAGGAAACAAAACAAAAAACUGUGGGAAUAAUUUCUCUCUAAAAACAAAUCAUUUGUUCUUGAUGUUUCUGGUGUAUCUCCUCCCCAAGAAUCCUUACAUAUGAAUAUGCUCCUAAGGAAGUGUUGGACCUGGAGAUAUUUUUAGGUUGCCAGCUGUGUGUGAUUACUUUGUUCUCCGUUUCAUUUCCCUAAGAGCCUAUUCAUGUUAUUUUAACGAUAUAUGAAAGCAUUACACAUCUAGAAGAAUCAAUUUUUAAACAGCAUCUUUCAUCUGUAAGGCUACAGAACCGAUUAAAAUAAACUGUAAGACUAAUAGCAGUUCUUGAGAAACCAAGAAAUUGAUAUUCUGCUUCUGAAAAGCAUCUUAGCAGAUUGUGGCUGCAGGUCUGCAUAUGAUGAGAUUCCAAAAGCAGGGAGAUCAGUUUGCCAGGAUGUCAUAAAGGUUAUAGUUUGUAAAGCCUUAACAUGUUUUGUUCUUUGUUACAACAUUUCAGCAUAUCAUAAGCCUUGAUAGUAAAUCAUUCUGCCUGAGGAACA